Molecule: messenger RNA, 456 nt
Organism: Trichomonas vaginalis G3
Lineage: Eukaryota; Parabasalia; Trichomonadida; Trichomonadidae
Exons: 1
Coding region: 1-456 (151 amino acids)
Source: RefSeq, a predicted model, not a curated record
AUGUUAGAUGAACUAUAUAAAGCAGAACGUGAAGAUAUGGAAAUGAAACUUCAAGCAAAAGAUGAAGUCAUUGAAUCCAAAGACAAAAGCAUACAGAAAAGAAUACCGCGUUCGGUACCAAAAGGAAAGGAAAAGAGUUAUAAGUAUAUGAUAUAUACUGAAGAGAUGGAAAAUGAAGAAGAUAAAGAUAUGGUUAUGUUGCAUUUAGUGAGAAGAAACAACAAGAGCUUUUAUGACUUAGCUAAGAUAUAUAAAUCUGAUAGAAACUGGUUCUAUCGUGAAAACUUAACGAUUUCAAUGACACCGAAUGAGCAAAUAAAGGAAAUUGUCAAAAAUACUCUUCCUCAAACACACUAUGACAUCAAAGGUUGCACAAUACUUACAUUCAAAGAAGACUUAACAUUACUGAAGGAAAAAAUAACAGAAUAUUUCGAUAACUUCAAAGAGGAAGAAUAA